This is a messenger RNA of Kluyveromyces lactis, 1455 nucleotides long. It is a transcript of the gene LDB17, whose product is annotated as Ldb17p. Gene Ontology annotation, cellular component: actin cortical patch. Lineage: Eukaryota; Fungi; Ascomycota; Saccharomycetes; Saccharomycetales; Saccharomycetaceae. Gene Ontology annotation, molecular function: Arp2/3 complex binding. The record is from RefSeq and is a predicted model, not a curated record. The transcript has a single exon. The coding region runs from base 1 to 1455 and encodes 484 amino acids. Gene Ontology annotation, biological process: endocytosis; actin cortical patch assembly; actin cortical patch localization.
AUGGCUACAUCGAUGACAAUACAGGAUGUCACUUUGGUUGAGUUUUGGGAGAAGUUGGAAGAGUUACUGGCAGAAGUGAAUGUCAGAAAUGAAUCUGAGGUGAAUUCUGCCUUAGUGUCUUUUGUGAAGAUCACUGCUGAUCACUAUUCUAGCCUUAUAAAAUGUGAUCAGGAUUUAUACAGAAUAGGUCUUAUGUUGGUGGAGUCUCCAAUGUUCCAACAAACAACUGAUUUCUGUUUAAGAAAACUCUUAUCUUUAUUGUCUAUCGAUCUUUUGGAAUUAAACUUGAAAUUAAUUAUUGCAUAUAUCAUUCUUUACAAAUGUAAGGUUGACUUAAAUGCAUUGGACAUCAUUCUAGAGAAUCAGGGGUUCCUAGUUCUCUAUAACAAUAUUUACAGCAACUUUGCGUAUCUUAAUAAGUACGGCGAUGAAUAUACUGGUGUCCCAUACCAGGCAAAUGAAUAUCAUGACAAAGCCCAAGAAGAUCCAAAAAAAGACACAAAUCUUGAAAUCAUUGAAGACAUUAAACACUUGACUACUAUACUGAUUGAUAUCAUGUAUCAAUUCUUCAAGUACUCGAAAUGUCAGAUUUCCAAUAUUCAAAUGAUUGAUGAUUUCUUUAUUUACUAUCUCGUCAGCAGCAUAAGAUCAGAUGUUGUUGACGACAUUUUAAACAAUGUCAAGUUUAAGCUUCUACUUGCCCUCAAUGAACAAUAUAUGAUUUUUCAGUACGAAUUUGAUAUCGAAAACAAGGCUUAUGAGUUUUUAUUGAACCACAACAUGUCCAAGGAUUUCAUUGGGUUGCUUUUAUUAAAAUUUAAUAGAGAAACUGACACCUCUUUAUUGAUAAUGAUCUGCAAAGUCAUAUAUAUAAUAUUGACUAAAGAUUUAAAAGUGGCUAAGGAUUUCUUUUACUUGAAUGACUUGCAUGUUUUCGUUGAUGUGCUAUUGAGAAACUUGAACAACAUAUCUGAUAACGAAGAAAUUUUAAGAAACACAUAUUUAAGAGUUCUAACUCCAUUGUUGAACAAUACGGAACUAGCAGCCACGAAGUAUCACAGAAGUGAAAUUUCUACGACUUUAAAAUUCUUUUCUGAUGUAGAUAAUUUCUGUUCUAUUGAGAAGGCAACCCCUCUACAGAAGACCACCGCCAGGUUAGCAGCAAAAUGUCUACACGAAGUCAAAUGGCUCGAGCAAGAAAACCAAUUUUCAUCCGAUCAAAAUGACAGCGAAGAGAGUAGAAGGUCAAGUAUAAGUCAAAAGUCUACAAGUAACACUCCUUUGGAGCCAGUGAUGUCAACUACUCCUCACCUCUAUAGUAACUUACAGAACUCAUACUCUGCCGACUCUAUCAAUCAUAAAUCUAAUCAACAAACUCCUCCCCCACCUCCACCAUCCAGAAAGGUUAGACAUAGGCAGGGAAGUGACCGAAAGCUAGCAAUAGCUAAAGUAUGA